AAGCGCCAUUUUGGGAGCUGGCAGCGCCAUUUUGGGAGCUCUGACUGCGUGUGACUGGAAAGGCAUAAGGCGCAUUGGACUGAGGCAGGGACGUAACUGGAUAAAAUUGAGAACGUGGUUGAGGAUUUGGCUCUGAAAGACCAGGCGCAUAAGGAGGUGGCCGAAACGGAGGAAGGGAAUGAUCCUCCACAGAAAAGCUUUUGAAUAUCAGGGGCCAGAGAAUGGACUUUUAGGAUUUCAUUAAUUAGAUUCCAGUAAGUGAAAGCAGUGACCGGGACCUUUUCAGGACCGAAGGUUCGGUAGUAGUCUUUUAAGCAAUCACCGACCCUUUGCCAGCAUCGCUGGUCUAUGGUACCUUCCUGGGGGAACCAAGGACAGGUUUUUAGUAGAAAAUUGAAGAAGUGUGUGAGAUCCUUUUUCUUAACUCUAGUUCCUCGUGCCUUGAGCGAUACUUUGACCUGACUAACAUAUAUUCCGUGUUGGGAAGUUACUUGUCCCAUGAUGGGGGUGGGGGGCUUACCUUUCGUUGUUUUCUUUCUUUUCUUUUCUUUUCUCCUUCUUUCGCCGACACUGAUCAACUGCUGAACGGAUUCGUCUCGCGAGCGAGUUACUUCGCGGCGAUCCCGGGUGCGGCCGGAAGCCACGGAGCCCUCGGGGACCGCAGGAUUCUCCAGAGGCCGCCACAGCCCUGACCGCCCAGCGAGGCCGCCCAGCACUGGCUCUGGCACAGGAAGACCCCUGGACCCCAGGUUCCUUGCCAGGGAGGAGGUGGAGGCUGUGGGCCAGGCGGAGCCCCCAGCAUGCCCCUGCCUGAGCCCGGUGAGCAGGAGGGCAAGAGCGCCAAGGCCGGCCAGGAGCCCGCCCCGGAGCACGGCACCGACGUGGUCCCUGCAGCCCCCAGGAAGCCCAAGGACUUCUCCAAGCUCGUGCUGCUCACAGCCUCCAAAGACAGUGUCAAAGUGACUGGCGCCAAGCGAAAAGGGGUGCACUGCAUCAUGUCACUAGGGGUGCCUGGCCCCGCCACCCUCGCCGAGGCCCUCCUCAAGACCCACCCCGAGGCACAGCGGGCCAUCGGAUCGGCCCCCCAGGAGCCUGAGGCCAAGCGUGGCAGGCGGGACACAGUUGCAGAAGGCAGAGAAGAUGGAAGGUUAACGGGGCGGCCUGCCCCCAGGCCCACGGUGGAAGGGGAGGGCUCCCCAGCGCCCCCCGUGCCCGGUCACCCCAGCCCCAGCGUGGCAUCGGCGUGCACACUCAGGCUGUGAAAUCGGCCGGACAUUCACCUCAGCCAGGGCCUCUGCCCAGGGGACCUGGCACCAGCAGGUUUUCACUUCCAGUAUUGUGUAAGUUUUUCUUAAAUCAAGCAUAGGUUACUUUUGUAAACACAAAGAAAAAAAAUCAAAAAAGAAUAAAAGAAGCUGGACACUG
Messenger RNA from Choloepus didactylus (southern two-toed sloth), 1425 nucleotides. RefSeq names its product FLYWCH family member 2 (gene FLYWCH2). Lineage: Eukaryota; Metazoa; Chordata; Mammalia; Pilosa; Megalonychidae. Bases 801 to 1262 code for a protein of 153 amino acids. The transcript has 6 exons. The record is from RefSeq and is a predicted model, not a curated record.